Molecule: messenger RNA, 1468 nt
Organism: Rhagoletis zephyria (snowberry fruit fly)
Lineage: Eukaryota; Metazoa; Arthropoda; Insecta; Diptera; Tephritidae
Product: octopamine receptor beta-1R-like
Biological process (GO): adenylate cyclase-activating adrenergic receptor signaling pathway; positive regulation of MAPK cascade
Cellular component (GO): plasma membrane
Molecular function (GO): octopamine receptor activity
Source: RefSeq, a predicted model, not a curated record
GUAUUUGGCCUCCACGCUCUGUUCUAGUUGUACCACACCACGCAUUGUUGUCGGUCUGCUCUUUUGGAUUGGCUACUUCAACUCUGCCUUGAAUCCAAUCAUUUAUGCUUAUUUCAAUCGCGAUUUUCGCGGCGCUUUCAAGGAAACGCUAAAGUCCUGCUGCCCAUACGACCUCAUAAAUUGUCGUGUCAGUGCGGGCGCUGACUUACCGCCAUACAUCAAUUCGACCGCCUCCUCCGAAAUACAUAUGAACAUUAUACGCACGCGGCAAUAUGCCACGGCGUCAUCGAAUCAGCUGCAAACGCUUUACCAAAAUUGAAAGCAGGACACACCGAUGAGUAUUAGUUAAUAUUGAAAGAAUGUAAGCCAGUGGUGAUAAGCAAGAAAUUAAGUAAAAAUUCAUACAAAAUUCAAGAAUGAUCCUGUACGUGCGAGGAAUAAAAUCCAGCAACCCAAUCAACUCAGCCAAACAAAAAAAGCAACCAAAGGAGCUCGAAAGUAAACAAUAAUAAAUAUAUUAUGUCUAAGUAUGUGUACAUAUACAUAUGUGUAAGUAGGAUGUAUGUGGUUUGUUAUUAGAAAUAAUUAGAUAAAUAAACAAAAAUAUGUUAUUACAUGUAAUGUACAUACUACUGCUUAGCUUAUAAGAAAUUAUAAUUUAAUUGAGUAAAGACACAACUUAGAAAAUACUCGUACAUACAUACUUGGUAAUACUUAGAGUUAAUACUAAGAGCUAAAAAUAUCUAGAUACUAUACAAGAAUGAUAGAAUACUGUGGUUAUAUACAUGUGUAUCUAUGUAUUUGUGAGCAUAACUAAUCAUAGUUUAAGUAAAUUCGAGGAUUUGGGUACUGUAUCGUAGUAAGUUUUUCGAGAAUAACAGACAGCAGUUUAUAAGCUACAAAAUAUCGCGACAAUCCCACAGAAUUGACAAAGCCUUGAAAGAUAUAAGCUAAUAAAAUACCUGCAUGAAUACUAGCAUACAUAUACAUACAUACUUACAUACAUUCAGAAAAAGAAAUGUGGAAAAAUGAUAGAACAUUUAUAUGCUAUGAUUAAAUAUAAUACAUAGAGUUCUGAGCGUAUUUAAAGCUUCGUUGAUACAAGUUAUACCCUACAUAUGAAAAAAUACGGAAAAUAAGUUUUUAAACAUAUUGAACUGCUGCCUUCUUUAUCAACAAUACCCACGGAGCCUGUGUACAUUGGGUUGCAACAUUAAAAAAUGUGGUAUAUUUUGUGUAUUGCUCCCUCCAGAAUAUUAUUUAUUCAGAAACAAUGUAUAUGUAUAGGUUAGGUUGGUUAGGUUGGUGUGGCAGUCAGAUAACAAACUCACUUAGACUUUGCAGGUCUAUUGCGAUACCGCUGCGAAGCACGGAACCUCAGUGACUAUUUUUCAUAGAACUAUUUUGAUGCUCUUCUAAAGCGUAGGGCUGAUUUUAUUCCUACAUCGGCUAAUUCUCUAAGAGAGCC